AUGAAAGGCGAGAGCAAGAGUUUCCAUCUUUGCGCCUCGCCCUCUGGUUUUCCUUAUGCUCCGCCCAGGCCAUUUGCCAUUAAUAUUCGCCCUAAUAGCCGAGCGUCUACACUUGCGAUUCACUUCUAGUUCAGUGGAUCUUCUUCCAAUUUCCGGUCAAGAUUUGUGGACCGGGAGGUUUUGAAAAGUUUUUAGAAAAAAGACAUUACAGGUUGUGAUGAUAUUGGAAUUAUCGCUCUCAAAAUUAUUUGUAUCGUAUUUGAGUCAACAUUCGGUUUGUUCCGUUUUUUGAAAAAUGUGACAAUAUUAUGCAGAAUAUCAGAAUGCUUCAAAAUAGCGAGACACAGAAGCUUAUCACAAGUCAAUUUAAACUCUUUUCAUAUCCGGGGAAAACUCCUCAAAAUUCGCAAACAACGGAGGUGAGAAGAAUUAAAAAGAGAGAAGGACUAGCGGUUGUUAUCUCGUGGGCAAGACACGAGGUGGUUCGCUACUCGGUUUGCCUUUAAAAAGGCACCUCAUCUUCAUUUCGUCUGCCUGUGUUUAUCAGUCUAUUCAUCAAAAACCGAUAGCUUCUGGUGUCUCAAUUUUUCUUCUUGCACUUAUUUCUCAUCCGAUACCGUAUCAUGAAUGAGUCGCAAGUGUUUGCUUCUUGCUUUUUUCAAUGUUUUUCACAGGAUCCCUCUAAAACAUCAUACUACGGUUGACUACAGGCUGUUACAGCUUGAAAGUGAACUUGAGCUGUUUCUAUGGACAACUUCAAUAUCUUCAUAUUCUAUUUUAAAUUUUCCGAUCCAAACAAUCCGUUCCUUGCAAUUAAUCAAUUGAUCAAAAAAAUUCAAAAAGCUUAUCAAAUAUGAUUUAUAAAUUCAAAAUAACCAUAACUCUGAAAACAGAUUAUAGCACAUAUAUUUUUGAUACAUGUGAACCUUGUUAUUCAGAGUAACUAAGUAAUUUUUUUGAACAACUCUUACAGUUAUUCUCCAAAAAGAGCCAACGCGCGAAGGGAAGGCCUUUCCUCUGCUCCAUUGACACUAAUUGACAAAAGAAGGGGUGGCAUAUCAUGGAACAAGUCAUUCGAGUGCCUUUGAGCCGACUUUUCGUAGCCUCGCGUCGCCGGGGACAUUUUUCAUUUACUUACCGCCGCAUUUCAUUUGGAGUUUCGGCUUGCUUAUCGGCUAAAGCGGCUUUUGCUCUCUUCGCACCCCGUCAAGUCAAGCUGCUUUUAAGCCUCACUUCUGAAUCCAUCGACAUGGUUUUCUCAAUUCGUAGCAGCUUGCAAAUGUCAAAUUGUUUGAAUGAAAGCAUUCUGAUAGAUAAAAAGAAAAAAAGCUAUUAUAAGCACCGUUACCACUGAGAGCUGAGCCCCGAGUGAAAAAAAAGCCAUUUUUCUUACGGUAGGCAAAACAUCAAAUUUGAAAGGGGGUGGUCAGGUAUUAAUGUCAAAAAUAAGUAAGAAUCAGCGAAUAUUGAAUCAUCAAUUAAGAUUUAUUUUUUCCUACUAAUUACAGUAGGUUAGCUCCGAAUGUACGCUAUCAAAUUGAUUACAGUAUGAAACGUUGCCAUAUUAAGACGGCCGUAGGAAUUGGAAAGUUUUUUUCACAGUUAGAUCAACAAAUAAUAAUCGAUGCAAAUUUAAUAACUUAAUCCAAUGUUCCACUUUUUAAGGGGAUAGAUUCCUCCAAUCAUCUUCGUGUGUUUCAAUCUGAGUUAUAUAAAACCUGAAGGAAUUUUGGAGUGAAAAAGAAAUUUUUUUUGUUAAACAAAAACUCCGGAAGUAUGACAUUUUAUCAAGUUGUAUUGAAAGUUUCCAACGUUUGACAACUGCACACCGAUUUUUCAUUUUCCCGCCGGCCAGUCUUGCACCCUCCUCCACGCUCUUCCAAAGCGCAAUUCUCGUUUUUCGGUUUGUUUGGCUAACUCGGUCCUUUUUUGUUGUGACCGACUUUCUUUGCCUCCUGCUCGUUUUUAUCAUGUUUUACACACUCUACCCGUGUUCAUUUGAUUUUUUCCUUGAGCAAGUGGCCUUUCAGGACGAAAGUGCUCUCACGAGCGUGUGGUUAUGGUAGAUGAAGAUCGGAAAACGGGAACGAGGUUAGCUUUCUUGAAUGCUCGUGACUUUUUUCUGCUUGCAGGGUGUUUAAAAAGACAAGCCCUAAUGGGAAAAUAACAACUUACCUGGGAAAACGAGAUUUCAUCGAUCGAGGUGAUUAUGUUGAUCUCAUCGGUUAGUUAAUUUUCAUAAGUAUACAACAAAAAAAAAUUUUAAGACGGCAUGGUUUUGGUCGAUGACGAGUACAUCAAAGAAGGCAAAAAGGUUUUUUUGGUCUGCAGUUUUUCAAAAAAAGCUCGGCAUUUCUAUUAGAAUUUCUCUAAUUAAUGAAAACGGUUUUUUUGAAAUUUUAUUCUUUCUUAGAUAACGGCUCAUCUACUCGCCGCAUUUCGCUACGGCCGGGAAGAUUUAGACGUGUUGGGCCUAACGUUCCGAAAGGAUUUGAUAUCGCAACAAUAUCAGGUGAGGGCUGCUCUUUUUAUUUUCCGAGACUUAUUGAGAAUUGAAGGUUUAUCCGCCGGAUCCAAAUGCGCCAGACCGGCAACUCACGCGUUUGCAAGAGCGACUCAAGAGGAAACUCGGCGUUAACGCUUUUCCGUUUUGGUUCGAAGUUCCUCCAAAGAGCGCCAGUAGCGUGACUUUGCAAGUGGGCAACGCUUCAAUUCAGUUUUCAUUAUCCAUAAGAAAUCUGAGAAAAUUUACUUUUUGCAAUUAAGAUAGGAAGCCAAUUUUUUUUUCUGACUGACCACAACCUAGACGUAUUUACCCAACGGAAAAGGAAUGGCUGAUGUUUUUUUUUUUGUUCAGCCAGCUCCAGGAGACACGGGAAAACCAUGCGGCGUCGAUUACGAGCUCAAAACUAUCGUUGGAAGCAUGGAGGCGUGUAAUGAGAAGCCGAAAAAAACAGUUUGA
Caenorhabditis auriculariae is the source of this 2962-nucleotide messenger RNA. The record is from the annotation of a GenBank genome assembly. Lineage: Eukaryota; Metazoa; Nematoda; Chromadorea; Rhabditida; Rhabditidae.